ACCAGCGCUUGCCGCUUUAACUACACGCUGCGUUGUCAGGUUCUCGCCAUAUCGCCAUAGACAUCAAACGGGUAUAGACGAACAAAAAGCUUUCGAGCAGUGCAAACGGUUCAGCUCAAUUCUCAAACUAAUAACACAAGACUAACUGCAUUCAAACAGUUCAUAAAAAUUAAACGACAGUUGUGUGGCUGUGCUUUAAAAGUGUUGUCUACAAAAGAAAUCACAAAACCAUGAAGUUCCUCAUCGGAUUACUUGUUGCAUCUUUGGCUGUGGGCGGUGUGCUUUGCGUACCGGCCGGCUCUCCACGAGACGAUGCCGAGGUGAUUGAUGUGCCACGUCGCCACAGUUAUGCCAAUUCGGAUGAAAGUUCAGCCGGUGAACCUGACUUCAAAGAUUUCAAGGGUGUCAUCGAUACUGGUGUGGGCUAUCCAUUCCUGCAGCCGCAUCCAUUGCCGUUCUCAUUCAAUUUGGGAUUCUUCGAUGCCUUUGAAGAUAUUUUCCGUCGCCUACGUAGUCAGCUGUGGUCCUCAACCGAAGACGGUUUGGGCUCUUUCGAUAGCUCCAAAGGCAAUACAACCUCAACUGUUAAGGUUGUUGAUGGUCACAAGAUUGAGGUGAACGAGACCGUAUACGGUGAUGCUGACAAUCUCUUCAAGGUGCGUUUGGUCAACAUUCGUCCGCUCGAGUCGGGCGAAGAAGUUGACGAAACACCGGAUGCCAAGACACCAAAUGGAAAUCCAGUUACAUCAGCACCGAAUAAAAAUGCUGAAGAGAGCGAAUCGGAUGAGCGUCGUGAGCCGUUGGAGAAGAAUUCCUAUGAGAAUGAGAUCAAGCAUAACAUCGACGAUCCCGAGGUAAAAUAUCAUACUGAUCCCCAGCCACUAGCGCAUCAACUCAUACACGAAGACACAAUGUUGCCAAUAACAAAUGAGGACAAUGCCGCCAACUUAAAUGCUGCAUUUGUUACAGACAAUAGUCUUGAAGUGGCAGACGGCAACGGCAAAGGAAACGCUGAACAGAGUUCGGAAGAAGAAAUCGCCGAGGUAGUUGAAAUAGACGGAAAUAUCGAAGCGGAAACCAAUAAGUCUGUUAACAACAGCGAGAUAAAAGCAACCGGAAUGGAAAACCUCGAAAAUACUACAGCUGAAGUUGAGGAGCUGACAACAGCACAAGCAACAGCACAGGAUGAUGUUGAGAACAACGAGGAUGGCGAGCUUACAAUUGAAAAUAAUGAGGAAACGGUAGCGAAUAACAGCCGAAAUGAGUCAUCAAAUAGUGAUGCCGUAGCAGCAGCAGAAGCUGGAGAUGAGGAAGCUGAGGCCGAAGCAGCGACUGAUGAUUAUGCAACUAACGUUGAAGAGGCCGCCGCCGCCGUCGCCGCUGAUGAGGCAACCACUGAGGCUGAAGAUGAUUUGCGCGCUGAAUUGGAUGCGGAAAAUAUUAACGAAACAGCUAGUGAUGAAGCAGCAGCAGCCGGAAUCGAUGAAGUAACUGAGCCAGUGAAAUCAACUGUUGAUGAAACGGCUGAAUGGUUGGGUGAAGAUGCAGAUGCUGUUCCUGGCAUUGACGAGGUUGACAACGACGAACCAAAUGAGAAACGUUACGCAAAUUAUGCAAACAACAAGAAUCGUGAAGAUCUCUCAUCGUCCGAUGACGAGGCGGAGGGUGAGGAAGUGGAGAUGAAUCCUGGUUUCGACUCCGAGUGGGGUGAUUUAAAGGAAGAUCUGGCGCGUGCCUCCAAUGAACAAAAUGAUUUGAGUAAUGACAUUGAUGCCUUCGAGGCGGUGCCGGUGGAUUUGUCCAAUGACAUUGCCGUCAAUGAUAUAGCAGCGGCAAAUCCCGAUUUUCCCACAAAUCCCGAUGCGGAAGUGUUUGAUGCGAAUGCUUUGAAAAAUCCCGGCGCUGUGCCGAUGUUCGAAAAGCUGACCAUUUCGGAAAACGCUGAGCCUGCCAAAUAGGAAGUGUGUGUUGAGUAGCUACCUACCUUUUAGACUUAUUCAUAACUAGUGCCAAACGCUCUCAGCUGUAGUAUUUAAGUUGAGUGUUGCGAAAAUUUGCGAGAUUUUUAGUUUAAGUUAAAGCUAGUAGUGAACUAUUUACGAAUUUUGUAAGACUUACAAUGCUCUGUGUGGUUCACCGCAGCGCUCGGGUAAUAUGAGUCAUACUCCAAGAUUUCUACGCAGCGCUAAGUUUAUAGUAUUUCAUUGAUGUUUAAUUAAGUAAAAUUGAGCGUAAAUGCAAGCGAAGCUUUAUCAGUAUAUUUGUAAUUAUUAUUUAGUUUUCCGCGUAAUUACCUUUAUGCCACUUAAUUAAAUUUUGUAUUUUUGAGUCUAAAAAAUCGCUUUAAUAUAAUACUCAUCACCCGUUGCAUAUGCUAUAUAUUUUAUUACAGUUACUUAUACAUAUCACAGCGCAUUUAAAUUUUAAUAAUUUACACUUGUUUUAACCGAAAAGACUAAAGCGAAAUUUCAUACACAUUGUGUUUUUAGAUUUUACACCUAUUUAUAUACAUAUACUAUAUGAAAUAAUAAUAAAUUAUAAUAAACUAUAACUCUGUAUAUUUGAAUUUGGUAUUUGUAUAUAUUUUUUCAGUACUAAACCCAUUGGACUCAGUUAACUACAAAAGGUGUAUACCCUACAUAUUAUUUAGACUUAAAAUUGUUUAUUUUCCACAGAGAUAGAUCUCAUAUUCGACUAGAACGAUUAGGCUGCAUAUGUUCUGAAACCUUAUCAUAUGAUAUUCUGUAGCGACAGAAAGUAUCCCUAAAUAAAUGGUAAGGCGGUAUUGGGACGAUAGUCUACAGUCGACUAUAAAUUCGGUUCAUAUCGGUUAGAUAGACCCUAUUGUGGAAUGUAGGGAAAAUAUAAUAAUGCAUCCGUGUCUGUAAUCCUCAUUCCUUAGAGCAACUAUGUUCCAAGAUAUCACCUAUAAAUUUUAAUCUCCAAUGGCAAUGGUUUAAUUACACCGGAAAAUAAAAGCUCAACAGAUUAAAGCUCAAUUUUUGCAUUCAUGGUCAAAAUUUGAUACCCUUAUGCCUAAUGUUCAAUUAGAUAAGUUUAUAUUAUAUAAUUUUCUUCAAAACUGGUAAACCCUGUGAACCCUAGGUUAAAAUAGACUUAAAGUGGUUACACAAUUCUAGAAUAUCGGAAAAUCAUCUUCCGAACAAUACAGAAGAAAUGGGAACUCUAUUAAAGGGGUUUUAUUUACUAUAUUAAUUAUACAUUUAUAAAAUCCUGAAUCCUUUUUUCCUAGAUUCAGUAAAUAAUUAAGUAAGCUUUUAGUUGAUGGUCCAGUAAUUUUAUAAAUCUGAGCACGUAACAUGUGACUCUGAUCGAGUGCAGACCUUCGUACCUUAGCAAGACUAAUUUAAUUCACUUAUCAAUUCUACUAAAUCGGUCUGAUUGAGAGUUAAACAAAUUGAGACGAUUUAAGUAUAAAAAAAAAAUUCAAGUCUCAGAAAAAAUUUUAACUUAAUAAUAUUUCUUAAUUGAACUCAAUUAAUAAGUUGUUUAUAAUAAGUACAUUGUACAGGAUAAAAUCCUUAAUUGACUAAGCUACUUCUUAUUAUUUCGAACCUUAUAAUCCAAAGACAUUUGUUACAUAAAGACAAUUUCCCAAUUGCAAUAAAGAUUUCUGGUUAAAUUAUCCAAUUAACAAAUUGCCUACAUUAGGUAAUUGUAAUUAAGGGGGGGGGGGCAAGGUUUGACAAAUUUUGUUUUUUAAUUUUUUUUCUGAACCAUCAAUAUCUCAAGAAUAUUGUGUUAAAAUUUUAGGCCAUUCGGAGAAAAACUAACGAAGUUACAGGAGGUUGAAUAACGAUACCUCCAGCUAUCUGCGCUGGGUGUACAAAACUUUGAAUCGAUUUUCCCAAAUAUGUCAUUUUUAAAGUCGGUGACCAGCCUACAGAAAAAACUACUGCAUCGAUCGUUUUGAAAUUUUGAACAAAUAUUCUACAUAUAUAUAGCUCUCGAAUGACGUCGAGUUUUUCCAAAAAUUUUAAUUACUAACAAUUUUACAAUAACAAAUAGGUCGAUUUUUUCGUCUAAAAUCGU
Molecule: messenger RNA, 4053 nt
Organism: Zeugodacus cucurbitae (melon fly)
Lineage: Eukaryota; Metazoa; Arthropoda; Insecta; Diptera; Tephritidae
Gene: vir-1
Exons: 6
Coding region: 231-1958 (575 amino acids)
Source: RefSeq, a predicted model, not a curated record